AUGGCGACAACUCUGAUUGAAGACGCCGCGACGGUGAAUGGGGAUGUCGCGUUGGCUGCUUCAAUUCGAAACGACUCUACGACUGAAAAUGAUGUCGAAGUUGCGCAGUCAAAGGAGAGUCCUGAUGUCGUGGACGAGUUGGACUGGGACAACAGCCCGCACAACCCCUUCAACUGGCCAGCUAGGAAGAAGGCAUUGCAAGUCGUGAUGCUAUCCUCCGCGGCAUUUCUAGCAUCAAUUGGUACCUCCAUAAUGAGCUCCGCCCGCGGCCAACUUAUGACCGAAUUCAAUGUCAGCAGCACAGUCGCCCUCCUCCCUCUGACAAUGUACGUCCUCGCCCUUGGCUUUGGCCCCGUCAUCGGCGGCCCUCUGUCAGAGACCAUCGGUCGGUAUACCAUCUACGCUGCGAGCGUACCCCUUGGCGCGUUCUUCACCAUCGGCGCGGGCUUCGUGCACAACAUGGGCGGGUUGUGUUUCCUGCGCUUCAUGGCUGGACUGUGCUGGGGACCCGUGCUAGCAGUUGCGCCGGGAACGUUGUCGGAGACGUUUACGCCCAAGAAUAGGGGGCCUGUGUCUGCCGUCUUUAUCCUGAUGCCGUUCCUGGGACCUGGAUUGGGACCAGUCAUCGGUUCCUUCGUCGUCAACCGCAAAGGCUGGCGCUGGACGCAAUGGACUCUCAUCUUCUUCGCUAUCUUCGCCAUGAUCGUCACAGCUUUCUCCGAAGAAACCUUCCAUCCAGCAAUCAAGCGCAAACUGGCCAAGAAGAUGGGCCUCAAAGUCGACCCCUCGCCGCCUCUAUCCGCUCGCCUCAAGGCAUUUGCCGUCGUGGCUCUCGUGCGACCGGUUCGAAUGCUCCUCUUCGAGCCCAUCACUGGGUUCAUCUGUCUUUACGUUUCGGCCGAGUUUGGAACGCUCUUUAGCUUCUUCGCGGCUGUGCCGUAUACCUUUGGGAGGGUUUAUCAGUUCUCGAUCGAGGAAUCGGGUUUGGUAUUUCUCUCCAUCGUCAUCGGAUGCAUCCUCGGUCUCAUUACGGUCAUCCUCUGCGACGUCUUCCUCUACCGCACAAAAGCCCACAAGUAUCCUCCACACCAGAUCCCGCCUGAGCACCGACUGUAUCCAGCGAUGAUCGGGAGUAUUGGGUUGCCGAUCGGCCUAUUCUGGUUUGCCUGGACAGCGCGGCCGGGAGUAUCGUGGGCCAGUCCAGCAGCAGCCAUGAUCGUAUUUGCCUGGGGAAAUCUAUGCGUGUUCGUCAGCACUAUCCAGUACACAACCGAUACAUAUCACGGAAGUGUGGUGGCUAGUGCAGCCAGCGCGAACAGUCUUGCGCGGUACGGCUUUGCUGGAGUGUUCCCACUGUUCACGAUCCAGAUGUACCAGAAGCUGGGAAUCGACUGGGCGAGCAGUCUUUUGGCGUUUAUCGCAUUGGCAUUGCUUCCUGUUCCUUGGGUGCUGUUCAAAUACGGCCCUCGCAUCAGAGCCAAGAGCGAGUACGAGACGGUUCAGUUCACCUAG
Fusarium keratoplasticum is the source of this 1512-nucleotide messenger RNA. RefSeq names its product MFS domain-containing protein. Gene Ontology annotation, molecular function: spermine transmembrane transporter activity; spermidine transmembrane transporter activity. Gene Ontology annotation, biological process: spermine transport; spermidine transport; transmembrane transport. The record is from RefSeq and is a predicted model, not a curated record. Lineage: Eukaryota; Fungi; Ascomycota; Sordariomycetes; Hypocreales; Nectriaceae. The transcript is spliced from 4 exons. Bases 1 to 1512 code for a protein of 503 amino acids.